AUGGAAUCACACAGUACUUAAUCAGAAGAUAGCAACAGAAGUCAAAGAUCAAGUUUUGGCAGUGGAGAUAUAAUCACUCCAGAUUAUGUGCGCAUAAUGAAAAGAGCAAGUGAUAGAAACUUUUGUUCUUUAAGGGACAACACUCUUAUUCGAUUUGGUACUUAUGAAAUCAGAGAUUAUGAGUCGGGGCUGUGCUUGUUUGAGAUUACAGAAGAUCAGCAAAUCUACGCGCAUAAUUAUGCUUUGCAAGAAGAAGAUGAUGGCAAUGAGAGUGCUGAUUUUAGAACACUAAGAUACGGUUUUGGACCAGAUUUCCUAGAGCUAAAAACUCUUUAAUUGAAACUAGAAUUCUAUGUGGAUGGAGAUGAACCAAUAAAAGAUCUUUUAUUGGUUGAAAGGUUCUACUUCAAAGAUAGAUUGCUUACAAACUUUGAAUUUAAUUUCCCAUUCUGCAUGCCAAAAAGUCAAAAUCAAGCUGAAUUUAUUUAUGAUCUGCCUAAGCUUACACCAGAAGAGAAAGAAGAGAUGAUCAAUAGCCCUUGGGUACCUAAAUCUGACAGUUUCUUCUUUGUCAACAAUCAACUCAUUAUACAUACUAGAGCUGCAUAUAACUACUCAAGAGAUUAAUGA
Molecule: messenger RNA, 630 nt
Organism: Stylonychia lemnae
Lineage: Eukaryota; Ciliophora; Spirotrichea; Sporadotrichida; Oxytrichidae
Source: the annotation of a GenBank genome assembly